UAGCUUAUUACCAUAGCAACAAAUUGUGCUAAAACACAGUGUCGGCCAUUAUCAAUGGAAAAUAGAUAAAACCUCUUUCGAUCCCACUCUAUGUCCGAUUUGAGGGGCUAGAAUUCAAGAAAUAAUUAUGAAUGCUGGAUUAGAGGUUGAUAUACAAAAUGCUAAAGCAUAUCUGCUGAAGAAUAGUGCUUCUUCUAACAAAAAUUUAUAUGACCAUCUUAGCGAGGUAAUAGGCAAAGUGCUCGAUGAGAGACCGAACAACUGCGUAGAUGUGCUUGAAGAUUUUAGCAAUAAAGUAAAAAUAGGAGAGAAAGAAAAAGUUGAGGAUGAAAGUGCUAAAGCCCAAGACAAGGAAACUGCAGAAAUGCAACAGAAACUGUUUGAGAAAGAAGGUGCUGGUGAGGGGGGUGAGCCUGAGGCAGAGGAAGAUGUUGAGACACCACUUCCAGACCUGAUGAACCUGGCUUUCUACUUUGAACAAGCUGGGAUCGGCCUGAGCAGAGAAGAGAUGUUUAGAAUAUUUCUUUCUCUAAAACAACUAGUUGACUCAAAACCUCUGCAGACUGUUCACUUCUGGGGAAAGCUCUUUGGCAUUGAGAACAAUUAUUACAUAGCUGAGGUUGAGUAUAGAGAAGGAGAAGAAGAAGAAGAGGAGGAGGAAGAAGAGGGUGAAGGAGAAGAAGAAGAAAAAGAGAAAGAGGAAAAUGAAGAAGAUGAAGAAGUUGCUGAGGAGGAUGACACCCCUAAGCCAGACUGGAAACCUCCUCCAGUAAUACCAAAGGAAGAAAACAGAGCAGGGGCAAAUAAGAAAGUCUACUUUGUCACCACAGAACCUGGAAAACCCUGGAUUAAACUUCCACCAGUCACACCUGCACAGAUUGGGAUUUCUAGACAGAUUAGGAAAUUCCUCACUGGUAGACUGGAUGCCCCAAUUGUUUCCUACCCUCCCUUCCCUGGCAAUGAGACCAAUUACCUGCGGGCUCAGAUUGCAAGGAUAUCUGCAGGCAGCCAUAUUAGCCCUGCAGGCUACUACAUGUUUGAGGAGGAGGAAGAAGAGGAGGAAGAGGGAGAGGAAAGGGAUUCUUACAUGCUUAAUGUCGACUUUGAGGGGAUCAACGUCCGGGAGUUGGCUGAUCCAUCCCUCAACAACUGGGUCCAUCACGUCCAACAUAUUCUGCCACAGGGAAGAUGCGUGUGGCACAACCCCAUCGAAAAGACCGAGGAGGAGUUCGAGGAAGAGGAGGAGGAUGAGGAGAGAGAUGAGGUGGAGGAACCGAAGAAGGAGACAGGCCCUACCCUGCUUAUGUCCGUAGCAGAUGACGAGCCCGUGAAUGGGAUGCCGGCAUGGACGCCGUACGUGUCGUCAGAGCUUCUUCCUAAGUACGCCCUCGCCGUCAUGCGCUCUAAUCGGUGGCCUGGGGCUUACGCGUUCGCCAAGGACAAAAAAUUCGAGAACAUUUACAUCGGCUGGGGUCACAAAUACGAUGCCAGCAACUACACCCCACCCCCACCCCCACCGACCAUGGAGGAAUACCCCACCGUACCGGAAGUGACAGAGGUGGACGACCCCACGGUCGAGGAGGAACGGGCACUAAAGAAAGCCCAAGAGGAAGCCAUGGAGGCUGCUGAUGACAUGGAAGACGUGGAUGAUGACGACGAUGACGAUGACUAGGCAUCAACUGCUUUUAUAUAAAUUAUAAUGGAUUUUACAAAGUAUUGAAUCUUUUACUCAGAGUUUCUCUCGAAGUAGGGUAGCGUAGGCGAAAUUAUUUUGUAUAAGAGUUUUUUUUUUAUUGAGAACCCGUCAUGAAAAUUGUUCUUUGGCUAGUACAAGGAAUGUUUAGGUCUCAUACAAUUUGCUUUGUAAAUAUGGAUUGUUUACACAAGAAAACAUACUCGUCUGUGGAAUACUUGUGGUAAUAAAAGCCUCACUUGUUACCUCUA
Nematostella vectensis (starlet sea anemone) is the source of this 1944-nucleotide messenger RNA. RefSeq names its product radial spoke head protein 4 homolog A. Gene Ontology annotation, biological process: cilium movement involved in cell motility; cilium assembly; axoneme assembly. The transcript has 12 exons. The record is from RefSeq and is a predicted model, not a curated record. Gene Ontology annotation, cellular component: radial spoke; axoneme. NCBI's taxonomy places the organism in Eukaryota, Metazoa, Cnidaria, Anthozoa, Actiniaria, Edwardsiidae. The coding region runs from base 128 to 1672 and encodes 514 amino acids.